Messenger RNA from Lipotes vexillifer (Yangtze River dolphin), 753 nucleotides. RefSeq names its product cathepsin G-like. NCBI's taxonomy places the organism in Eukaryota, Metazoa, Chordata, Mammalia, Artiodactyla, Lipotidae. Gene Ontology annotation, molecular function: serine-type endopeptidase activity. Bases 1 to 753 code for a protein of 250 amino acids. Gene Ontology annotation, biological process: proteolysis. Gene Ontology annotation, cellular component: intracellular membrane-bounded organelle; cytoplasm. The record is from RefSeq and is a predicted model, not a curated record. The transcript has 5 exons.
AUGCAGCCACUCCUGCUCCUGGUGGUCCUUCUCCUGCCCCCCAGGGCUAGGACAGGGCAGAUCAUCGGAGGCCAAGAGGCCAGGCCCCAUUCCCACCCUUACAUGGCAUAUGUUCAGAUCCGAACUCCACGUCUGCACACUUGUGGGGGGUUUCUGGUGCGAGAAGACUUUGUGGCGACAGCAGCUCACUGCUUGGGAAGACAUAUAAAUGUCAUCCUGGGGGCCCACAACAUCAGGAGGUUGGAAAGGACUCAGCAGCGCAUACCGGUGCUCAGAGCCAUCCCCCACCCCAGGUACAAUCAGCGGAACAACCAGAAUGACAUCAUGUUACUGCAGCUGAGAAGCAGAGUCAGACGUAAUCGAGCUGUGAGGCCGGUGGCUCUGCCGCAGACCCAGAAGAGGCUGAGUCCUGGGACCCUGUGCACCGUGGCCGGCUGGGGCCUUCUCGGCCUGAACAGGAGAGCAGACACGCUCCAAGACGUGCGGCUGACAGUGCAGAGGAAUGGGGAGUGCAGUAGACGCUUCAUGUUCUACACUGGCCGAACACAGAUUUGUGUGGGCGACCCAAGAGAGAGGAAAUCCGCCUUCCUGGGGGACUCCGGUGGCCCCCUUGUGUGUAACAACGUGGCCCAGGGCAUCGUCUCCUACGGAAACAGGAUUGGGACUCCUCCAGCAGUCUUCACCAGGAUUUCCAGCUUCCUGCCCUGGAUACGGAGAACGAUGAGACGCUUCAAAGAGUGGGGGCUGGAGUGA